Messenger RNA from Lodderomyces elongisporus, 1626 nucleotides. RefSeq names its product Arp4p (gene ARP4). The coding region runs from base 1 to 1626 and encodes 541 amino acids. NCBI's taxonomy places the organism in Eukaryota, Fungi, Ascomycota, Pichiomycetes, Serinales, Debaryomycetaceae. Gene Ontology annotation, cellular component: NuA4 histone acetyltransferase complex; SWI/SNF complex. Gene Ontology annotation, molecular function: chromatin binding. Gene Ontology annotation, biological process: regulation of transcription by RNA polymerase II; chromatin remodeling. The record is from RefSeq and is a predicted model, not a curated record. The transcript has a single exon.
AUGUCUAGUGCAAAUGCAAAUACUGUUUAUGGCGGAGACGAGAUUAAUGCCAUCAUUCUCGAUAUUGGAACACAUACAACCCGAAUUGGCUAUGCCGGUGAUGAUUUCCCCAAAAUUAUUACAACUUCAAACUAUGGCAAAACCUCGCAAGGUACCAAGGUAUAUGGAGAAAAUAUAGAUGUUUUGCGCUCUGGGGGCACUACUGUUCAUCCCAUAGUUACCAACUCGCUUAUCACAGAUUGGGAUGCUGCAAUGGACCAGUUUGCGUAUUAUUUCAAAUUGCUCAAGAUUGAGCAAAAAGAUCAGCCUAUAAUGAUCACUGAACCCAUCUGGAGUACUUAUGAGUAUAGGAAAACUUUAGUCGAAAAGAUUUAUGCCAAGUUUGAUUUCCCAGCUUUAUAUCUAAUCAAGGUACCAAGUUGCAUAAGUUUCCAACAAGGAAGGCCCAAUUGUCUCGUUGUCGAUGUAGGCUAUGAAAGCGCUAGUGUCACACCCGUUGUUGAUGGAAUAUGUUUGAUUAAAAGUUCGGUAAGGACACCAUACGCAGGAAAAUUCUUGGACAACGUUGUUUCAGAUUCGAUAAAGAAUUUAAAAAGUAAAAGUGAUGAUAGUGCAAAGAAAAUAAAUGAUGAUGGUGAUGAUGAUGUUGAUGUUGAAAAGAAUCAAGCAACUAAUGAUGAGAAGAAUGGAGAAAAUGAAGGGCGCGAUAAUGCUAAGGAAGUGAAAAAACCAACUAGUAUUGCUAUUGAACCAGCCAUUCUCAUCAAAAGCAAAGAUGCGACUAGUUUUCCACAAGAGGCAGCUAGAUACGAAUUGAAAUCAUUUGCUGAAGGAGUUACCAUUACCGACUCUUUUAGGAAAUAUGAAGAAGAUAAGAUUUGGCAUGAGUUCAAAGAAUCAAUGUUGGAAGUCCCUACUCAAGAGAAUAUUAAACACCUCCAGCAACAACAACAACAACAACAACAACAAACCCUGUUGCUGCUGCUGCUGCUGCUUCUACAGGCUGGAUCUGACUCCAAAGAUAUAGCACUGCACGUUUCUGAGUUUUCGCAAAGGCUGUUUGAACUUCCUACGGGACAAUCCAUUACUAUGGGCCAAGAAAGAUUUACAAUAGCCGAAACAAUAUUCGAUCCUAAAUCGUAUACCUUCAAUGACACAGAGUUGACCCCUCCGUCUUCGAACGGAGACAUCCCAGGAAUAGAACAAAACACCAUUAAUGAUUACCGGCCAGUUAAACGUAUACGAAGAAAUGAAGAUGAGGACAAUGGCGAUUCUGCUAAUGGCAACAAGCAAGCUGAUGUACGCGGGUUGGUUGAAUUAGUUUCGUACGUUAUAAACAACAUCGAUAUUGAUCUUCGUGCAGGUUUGGCAAAUAAUAUUAUUAUCACUGGUGGAACUUCGUUGGUUACGCAAUUAACUGAGAGGUUGUAUCAUGAAUUGACUUUGAAAAACCCCGGUUUGAAAAUCAGAUUACAUGCUGUGGGUAACUCGACGGAAAGAAUCAAUCAGAGCUGGAUUGGAGCUAGUGUACUUGCUAGUUUGGGAACUUUUCAUCAAAUGUGGGUGAGCAAAAAGGAGUGGGAAGAUGAAGGCUCGGAAAGGAUUUUAAAUCAAAGAUUUAGGUAA